AUGGUGUUUGCUGGGACAAAUAUCAGUUUAUCCCAGCCGGAUAUCACGCAGAAACUAACGGAGCGCAUAGACGACCUGAAGCAAAAGAUCGCUGCUUGGGAGAAGCGGAUUCGACGAUUUUCCGAGAGGUCAAGGCGGUUCAACCAGAAUCGUCUCUUUCAGAGUGAUCAGAAGAGGCUCUAUAAAUCAUUGGAGCAAUCAAAGGUAUGUGGAGCGGGCCAAGGACCGGAUCAGGCUGACAUUAUCGCAUUCUGGCGUGGCCUGUGGUCAGAGCCCGUAAACCACAGCGAGGGCCCUUGGAUGGAAGUUGUGGCGAGCCAGGGUGCGAGUGUUACGCCUAUGGACCCCAUCACCAUAACGCCACAAGACGUGGCUGCGGCGGUCCGUAGAGCCCCGAACUGGAAAAGUCCGGGGCUCGACGGGCUGCAUCAUUACUGUCUGAAGGGGUUCAUAGUGUGUCACGCUGUGCUCGCCCGACAGUUUCAAGAGGCUCUCGACCAGAAGUCACUCCCGAGCCUCUUCACUACUGGGAUCACUCACUUGGUUCCUAAAGAUCAGGAUACCACAGAUCCGAGCAAAUACCGCCCCAUCACGUGUCUACCCACCAUAUAUAAGACACUGACAUCCAUUUGA
This is a messenger RNA of Parnassius apollo (apollo), 633 nucleotides long. The record is from the annotation of a GenBank genome assembly. Lineage: Eukaryota; Metazoa; Arthropoda; Insecta; Lepidoptera; Papilionidae.